Messenger RNA from Entelurus aequoreus (snake pipefish), 2108 nucleotides. RefSeq lists its product as uncharacterized. The record is from RefSeq and is a predicted model, not a curated record. Bases 82 to 690 code for a protein of 202 amino acids. NCBI's taxonomy places the organism in Eukaryota, Metazoa, Chordata, Actinopteri, Syngnathiformes, Syngnathidae. The transcript is spliced from 7 exons.
UCUCUCCCUACCGCCCACAUUCCUAAACCGUUAUUCCCCGUACUGCAUCUCUCCAUGAAAAACUAAGCCUGCUUCCCCACCAUGGAUGACAGGACGUCAACACCAACCACCACUACGGAGGUCACAAGAGGACAACAGAAUGCAGACCUUAAGGUGUCGCCGUCCAGCAAACCUCUUCAUCGCUUUCUUCAAAAGGAGCCCCAGAGUCUCGGUGUUGUCAUCGGGAUCUGUGGCUGUGCAGAGCUGAUCAUGGGAUGCAUCUUUUUCGGGGAAACCGUGACAAACUCCGGCGACGUCUACGUUCCUUUCUGGCAGGGAGCUCUGUUUCUCACCUGUGGAAUCUUGUCUGUCUACACGGGAGCAUGUCCAUCCAAAAAGAUGGUGACCAUUUGUCUGUCCAUGUAUGUGAUGUCCAUCCUGGGAGUCAUCGUGUCUUGCGGUUAUAGGAUACACUGCUUUCUCUUUUUCUCCUAUAUCUCCCGCCAACCCUUAGUGGACCCACAGUGGGGCUACAGCGAAGUGAUGCAACUUUUGGCCACGGAAUGCAUUUUGUUCACGUUCUCUGCGUGCGUGGCGGUGCUUCUCAUCUUCUUGUCAGCGGUGGCCCGCCUGGCUCUCAAAUCCACAAACACUCAGGUCAUUUUCCAGCGGAUAUCAACGCCACAGAGUGACACAACAUCCCAACAAUAAUUGUGGAUCCUUCUCACUUAACGAUCAUACAUCUGUACAGUUUUCUAUACUAUUUUAUACAUUGCAACUUUAGAAAUACUCGUUCCAUUUAAUGAGAUUCAAUACAUUUUUGGUUGUGAGUUCAAACCCCGGCCGAGUCAUACCAAAGACUAUAAAAAUGGGAGCCAUUACCUCCCUGCUUGGCACUCAGCAUCAAGGGUUGGAGUUGGGGGUUAAAUCACCAAAAAUGAUUCCCGGGCACGGCCACCGCUGCUGCCCACUGCUCCCCUCACCUCCCAGGGGGUGAACAAGAGGAUGUUUUUACAGUGCAUUACUGUAAAGGAAAAAAACUAGCACGUUUUUGCAGUAAAACUCUGGCAACUAAUCUGCCAGUUCUUACCAUAAAAUCUGUUUGCUGGUUUUUACAGUACAUUACUGUAAAUUGGGAAAAAGCUACCACUUUUAUUUAUAUGGUUUAAUUCUGGCAAAAUGAGCUGACAAUUUUUUUUCUACCAAAAAAUCUCGUUGUUUUUCCUGUCCAUUACUCUAAAUGGAAAAAUAAUACCACUGUUAUUUUCACGUAAAAAAUUCUGCCACUUUUUACCAUUAAAUCUACGGCCUUUUUUACAGUGCAUUACUGUAAAUGGCAAAAGGGCACCUCUGUUAUUUUAACGGUAUCAUUUUGGUGACUAAACUGCCAGUUAUUUUUACCACAAAAUCAACAUUCAUUUUUACAGCGCAUUACUGUCAAUGGAAAAUAGGCACUACUUUUAUUUUACACAGAAAUUUAUACAGCAGAAAUGAAGAUUCAGAUAGCCUCGUUCGCCAUGGUUUACCUGACACAUGAAACGUGACGAAUUGGGGGGGUGCACUAUCCACUUGAGCUGCCAGAUGGCAGUAGUGUUGACUUUCUUAAAAUGUGCUUUAUGGCCAUACUUGCCAACCCUCCCGUUUUUAGCGGGAGAAUCCCGGUAUUCAGCGCCUCUCCCGACAACCUCCCGAAAACUCCCGGUAUUCAGCCGGAGCUGGAGGCCACGCCCACUCCAGCUCAAUGCGGACCUGAGACUAAGUGGGGACAGCCUGUUCUCACGUCCGCUUUCCCACAAUAUAAACAGCUUGCCUGCCCAAUGACGUCAUAACAUCUAGGCUUUUAGAGAGUAGAGUGCACAACUGCGCACACAACAAGGAGACGAAUCAGAAGAACGAGGAAAUUACAGACAUGGCGACGCCGUCGACGAGCAAGAUGAAGAAAUACGCUUGCAAGUUCCAAAACGAAUGGAAACAAGAAUUUCAGUUCAUCCAGGACAGUUGGAAGGGGAAGGUGUAUGUUGCCUGUAAAUAUGUAGAACAGACUUCUCCAUUGAACACGGUGGCCGAAAUGAUAUACUCCUCAUGAACGGAGAAGUUAAACAGGACAAUACUGCCAUCUAAUGGAUAGC